Molecule: messenger RNA, 1269 nt
Organism: Rotaria sp. Silwood2
Lineage: Eukaryota; Metazoa; Rotifera; Eurotatoria; Philodinida; Philodinidae
Source: the annotation of a GenBank genome assembly
AUGUCUAAAUAUCUAGCUCCUUCCCUUACGACAUUACCAAUUGAAAUAGUCUAUCAGAUUUUUGAUAGUCUCGAUGCCCAAACGAUCUUAUCAUCAGUUCGUGGCACAUGUCGACGAUUGAAAUCACUCGCUAGCAGUUAUGACAAAUUUGUUUUGGAUUUUAUACGAAUACGAAAGCCUGAAUUUGAACUCAUUUGUCGUUUAAUUGAUCCUCGUCAAGUAAUUACUCUGAUACUUUGUCACGAAGAUGAAACAUUAUUUCAAACUGAUUUGUUUAUUUCAUAUUUUCAUAACAAGUACUUUAGUCGACUUCGUUCGUUGACUUUACUUCAUAUUGACGAACGUCAUUUCAAGUUUAUCUUAAAAUGUAUCAAUAUCAAUUCUCUUAACUCAUUUUCACUUGUAAUCAAAAAAGCUGAUGAGAGAUACAAAAAAUCAACAGCAGUACUUCUUUCAUCGAUAAUUAGCCAGAAAAAUCUUCGUCGAUUAGAAUUUGAGAUACCGCCACGACUAAUACCAAGUUCAACCUGGUCAGUUCAAUGUAUGAUUCAACAUUUGAGAAUUAGUGCAUGUACGACUUUUUGUCCGUGUACUAUUCUUCAAUGUUCACCUAUGUUACAAACAAUCUCUGUAAACUUUGAAACAUCGAAAAAAGAUCAUAUUGUCUUGGCCGAUGCUUGGAAAACGCCAUUUACACAAUUACAUUCACUGACUUUGGAAAAUUUGUCUACAAAAAUUGAAGUGCUUGAAUCAUUACUUUUACUAAUACCUUCGUUGACCAAUUUCAAGAUGAUUGGCAUUGGAAAUUUCUUUGACGGUAACCGAUGGGAACAGUUCAUUCAGGCGAAUUUACCUUUUUUGAAUAAAUUUGAGUUUUAUCUCGAACGAACUGCAGAUGCUGAUUACAAUCGUACAGAUGUCGAAUUAAUCAUUGCAUCAUUUCGAACACCAUUUUGGCUUGAAUACAAAAAAUGGUUUGUUACAUGUGAAUACAAGAUUAAUUUGCCACGAUCGAUUCUACUCUAUUCAAUUCCAAUUUGUGUGUCUUCGAUGGUUUAUCAAUCUGAAUCGACAAUAAUUUCUCUCUCUACCUUUGACGUAAAAGGUGAUAAUAAUGUAUCAAUUAUGGAUAAUAUUAAAACGAUUCGCCUAGAUUUUUCCAAAAUACUAUUAAAUGACACUCCAAAUCAGGUAAUUAUGAAUGUCGAUGUUCAAAUCUUUUUCUGUUCUAUUCUAUUUAUUCAAUUAGUAAAAUAUGAUAUAGCCUAA